Molecule: messenger RNA, 2478 nt
Organism: Durio zibethinus
Lineage: Eukaryota; Viridiplantae; Streptophyta; Magnoliopsida; Malvales; Malvaceae
Source: RefSeq, a predicted model, not a curated record
AAAAAAAGUAUGAAAAAUAAAAAAAUUAAUUAAUGUAAAAUAUAUAUAAAUUGGGGAGCAUAGAAGACGGGAGGGUUAAGAACGAGGCGUGCUUUGCGCUUUGCAACUCUAAUUCUUUUUCACAAGACAAAAACAAGGGAAAAUAAGAAAAGAAAGGAGAGAAAAGAAGACUUUGGUGGCAGGUUGUUAAUAGCGAUUUAGUCGAAGAAAUACAAAGUCGAGGAGUUCUUAGAGUGUCUGGCAUUUGGCCUUGUUUGAUUCAGCCAAGACCGACGUUGGUUUCCUUGGUUUUUCGACACAUAAAAAGGGUUGUUUUUGAAGUUUAUUUUGUAUUGAAGUUUCAAUCUUUUUUGGGUUCUUCAAGAGAAAGCAAAGUAAGAAGAAGGAAGAAAGAGAAGAGAAAAAUGGAGUGGCAUGCUUAUCUUGAUGAAUAUGAGAAGCUUGUUAUAAGGAUGAGUACUCCCAGGUUUGUGGUCUUGGUUUCUUUCUUCAAAUCCUAAACUUUUGCGUUUGAUAAGUGGGUUUUCCUGUUGAUUUUGCCUUAUACCUUUGAGCUUCCUGGGAUUUUGGGUUUCAACUCUUUUUUGGGCUUUUAAAUUUCACCUUGUGUAUUUUAUCAUAUCUUUUAAAGCCAACAAUUUCUUUGUAACAUAUUUCUUUUGGAUUUCAAUGUUCUUCUCAGUUCUGCCUUCAAGGGUUGUGAUCGACAAUGCCGUUUGCCCCAAUUCGACUCUUGUCAAGGUUGAUAGUGCUAGAAGGCACGGAAUUUUGUUAGACGCUGUUCAGGUUUUAACAGAUCUGAACCUUUCAAUUAAGAAGGCUAACAUUUCAUCUGAUGGCCAGUGGCUCAUGGAUGUUUUCCAUGUGACUGAUUUAAACGGAAACAAAUUAACUGAUGAGAGCGUUAUUAGCUACAUUGAACAGUCCCUUGAGACCACUCAUCCAGAUCGAAGCCAUGAAUUUAAUGGUUUAACGGCAUUGGAAUUGACGGGAACAGAGAGAGUUGGUCUUUUAUCAGAAGUAUUUGCAGUUUUAGCUGACCUGCAAUGCAAUGUGGUAGAUGCUAAAGUAUGGACUCAUAAUGGGCGAAUUGCGUCUUUAAUUUAUGUAAAAGAUUGCAAUUCAGGGUCCCCAAUUGAGGACUCACAGCAAAUUGACAGAAUCGAAUCACGUUUAAGGAAUGUUUUGAAAGGAGACAAUGAUAUUUGCAGCGCAAAAACUUCAGUUUCUAUGGCUGUAACCCACACUGAAAGAAGGUUACAUCAAAUGAUGUUUGCAGAUCGUGACUAUGAAAGAAAGCCUAUUUUGCAACAUAAGGUGGAUUCCCCUGUGGUCACUGUGCAAAAUUGGGUGGAAAGAGGUUAUUCAGUUGUGAAUGUUCAGUGCAAGGAUCGAACCAAGCUUUUGUUUGAUGUUGUUUGCACAUUGACAGAUAUGCAAUAUGAUGUGUUUCAUGCCACCAUCAACACAGCUGAGGAUAAAGCAUAUCUGGAAUUCUAUAUAAGGCACACGGACGGAACCCCAAUUAGUUCAGAACCUGAAAGACAUCGUGUAAUUCAAUGCUUACAAGCUGCAGUUGAAAGGAGAGCAUCUGAGGGUGUAAGGCUGGAGUUAUGCGCAUCAGACAAGCAGGGUCUAUUAGCAGAUGUGACCCGAACGUUUAGAGAAAACGGUCUUAAUGUGACGAGAGCUGAAAUAUCAACCACUAGGGACAUGGCUUUAAACGUUUUUUAUGUAACAGAUGCAAAUGGGAACCAAGCAGAUCCCAAAAUCAUUGAAGCAGUAAGACAAAAGAUUGGUUUAGGGAACUUAAAGGUAAAGGAAUUGCCAUUGAUUUAUCAUCAAAAGGCAGAAAGGGAAGAACAAGCAGUAGGGGUUGGUGGGGCAGUGUUGUUAUCACUUGGGAGCCUAGUGAGAAGGAAUCUCUACAAUUUGGGGCUGAUUAAGUCCUAUUCUUGAAGAUGAAAUUCCAGGGCAGCAAUUCGGUAGGAGAGAUUUGUUCAGUGCUGUUUGGUUGGCGAUUGGCAUAUUCUUUGCUUCAGGUUUGGGCUUCGGCCUUUGUGUGUGCAUAUGAAAAAGGUGGCAUUUGGUGAUAGUUGUUGUUAUUGUUGGAUUUGGUUGGUUGAAUAGACAGAACAUAUAGGGAAAAGAUUGGAAGGCAGCUCCACCAAUUGCUUUUAUUACCCCCCAAAGCCUUGUUUGGGAGGAAGAAUUUGUAUGGGAAGAGGGAAAACAAAAGAAAAUUUAAAACAAGUCGGUGGGGUUUGUGGAUUUGUGCCAUAGAUUUGUUGCUGGCAGAGAGGAAGAAAAAGAAGAUUAGGUAGAAGAAAAAUAUGGUUUAUUAUACACAACAUUUGUACAUGACGACUUUGAAGUAUUAAUUAAUUAUAAUGGUUGACUUGAAAUUUUUUUAUAUUGUUGUCUUUUAUUUUCUGAUUUCGCCCUUCUGUUUAAAGGAAGAAUCUAGAGUUUGAUUAA